Dentiscutata erythropus is the source of this 458-nucleotide messenger RNA. The record is from the annotation of a GenBank genome assembly. Lineage: Eukaryota; Fungi; Glomeromycota; Glomeromycetes; Diversisporales; Gigasporaceae.
CUCAAGUCACAAGUAUGGAAACUGGUGAUGCUGUGGAUAAUAUUUCACAGACGAUUCUCCCGCCGUAUGCAUUUUAUGGAUGGGGACCACAAGUUGGGCCAACAAUUUUUUUAACUGAUAAUUCUAAUUCUAAGCGUAACGCUUUAAAAACAUGCUGGCUAGAAGGCUAUACUACCCAGAAUAAGUCGUUCUAUAUAUCAUUAUAUGCACGGCCUAUGCUAAGAAAUCAAGAAAUUUUAUACACUAGAGAUAAAGUGGAAUCAUCAAGAACUGAAUGGAAAGAACCUAAAGUACUGAACGAAGAAAGUGAAGACACCAUGAAAAUCAAUAAUUCCAAUUUUACUUCGUUUUUGGAAGAGGUUCGAUCAGAUUAUCAAAAUGCUGACCAACUGUUGAAAAUUGCACUAGAUAAGUUUAAGGAUCGUUACAAUUCAGCAAAAUCAAAAUCUGUUUUAUGA